CACCACUGCUGGCACCGGCUCGCCCUCCCUCAGCAGCAUUGCUCUGCUCCCCCCACAACGCCCAUUCCCCUUCAUCCUGGCCAUGCCACAAUCUCCUGCGAUCUUCAACCAACUAGCAGCUCCCCUCGGUCGAGUAUUCGCCCUCCAAGAUGGCCGUGAACAAAAAUGAUUCGAAUCACGAGCAAGGCGCGCGGAAGCCGCCCCCAGAACUCCUCCGAGAAGUAUCCCCGAAUCUAGCACCACCAGGUCCCCCUCCUCCAGCUUCCGCCGGCGCCGCCCCGUUAUUGCCUCCCCUUAAGAUCUCGAAGAUACUACGCAAGUCGCAAUCGUCCAAUUCACUGCUGGCUCGGGCGCGGCCAACAUCCCCAGCUACAUCGGCGUUUCCAGGACAUGGCCGUGUCGUCUCGUCCGCCGUGGACAGCCGACCGGCUGCAUCAUAUCUGGGGGCGGAUACUUUCGAUAACUUGGUGAAGAAGCGAAGGAGUUGGAUGCCAGGGUCAAGAUCUGCGUCGCGCCAUGCUUCGCGGGACUUCGACCCUCCCAAAAAUGCGGUUGCCUGGGUCGACACAGGAAAGGACAAGCUCGACUACUCUCUCGGCUUCCUGCAAAAUGGAGAGAGGGUACCAGAACUCUGGGAUGAGAGGGCCGAUGUGCUGGUAUAUCUCUUUCCCCGAGCGACCGGACGCGCCCCAUCAUUCAAGAUACCUUCCCUCGUUCUUGCAUCGUCCCGACAGUUCACCUACAUGAUGUACGGGGAUAGAUACACCAACGGCAGCGAGAGGAGUCCAACUCUCGACGGGAGAGGAACCCUUGUAGCUGAGGACGCUACUCCUCGUAGUCCGUCACUCUAUGCCCCCGGAACACCAACCGACACAUCCAACUCGAACGAGUCUGUCACGUUCUUCGGAGACUUGACAAAAGAGUACUAUCACCUCUAUGUCCCGACUUCUGCGACGGUGGUCGACCCUAAUCUUUCUCCACAAGACGUCCAAUCGCUCGUUGAUAUCCGAAACCUGUUCGCGUUCUUGGUCGGCAAGCCGCUGGUCGCGACCCGAGCAUGUCCCAGCCUCCUCAAAAUCUUUUUGGCCAUCUCUGCAUUGCUCAAGAAGUUUGAGUUCACAAACUUCGGCGGCUCCACAUAUGGAGAGGCGGCUGCUGCUAGCUUUAGCUUUUUUGUCGAUGACCUUAAACUGGCUGAUGUCCGUGACAACCGGGAAAAGACCGUCGAGGCAAUAAUUCUAGGGGAAGCCAUGCGCUCUUCUGAGCUCUAUACCGAGGCCUAUACACAUGCGAUCGGAAAUUAUCCUCUGGUGAAGAGUGUAGACCCAGGACUCUUUGGUCAAGUUUCCAAAAUUACUCGAACCCGCCUAGAACGAGCUUAUAUUGAUCUCAAAGCACGGCAGGCGUCUGCUCAUAUGAGACUGGCAAACUUUGAGUUUCCCUCUCUCUUCUCAGGCAUUGCUGCGUCUACAUCAAGUGAAGAAUCCAAGUACGUCCGUUUUAAGAAAUGGAAGAGCGAAUAUUUCUCAAUGCGCAAGCGAAUGCUCUCCUACUACAAGGACCUCCAUGGACAGUGGCCACCGAAGAGUAGCAGUAGGAAGAAUCCUUCCGUGGAGGGCGGGCUGAGUCGAUUGGUUUUGAAGGGCCUUUAUGCCGAUAUGUGCGACCUUUACGAUCUUUUGGUUGAUCGCGAGUCUCUGACUACUCGGUCCAUGGGAUCGGCAACCAACGCGGACUCGGAUGGCAAAACAUCAGACAAUCCGGAUAUAUUAGCCAUUGACCCCUCAUCUGCAGCCCUCAGAACACUCUUGGCCGAAUUCGACCGCGCUUCCCCACCAGUCGUCCCUCCGAUCCCGUUCGAUCUCCCCAAAAUCCCGACUAUGACAGCUGUCGAUCCUAAAUACCCUACUCUGGGACCAAAAGACCAGCAUCAGCUCUCUACCCGCAAACUCAAGCGUGACGAGACGGCUCGCAUCCUCACGCAAAGUCACAACACCGGCGAUGGUGCUGAUUCCACCACACCUUUCCUCAAGAUGUACAAGGAAUUUGAAGAGAAAGAGUCGCACAAUAGGAAUUGCCUAGAACUCACUGACGUGCGUUAUGGACACUGGAUCUUCCUUUAUUCCGUCAUCCAGUCUCUACCCCUGCUCACAAUGGACGCCCCUGGCUUGCAAUACACGGACGGAGUCGAGUAUUUCCUGUGUGAGCCGUCGUUGAGAACCCUGCCAUGGAUCGAAGAAGGUCCCUCGAUCGAGAAUGCAUGGUACGUCAACAAGGUGAGCGGUCAGACGGUCUCAAUGCCCCAGUUCGCAGUCGAUCAUGGCGUAGAGGGUACUUUCAGAAGAAGCCAUUGUUGGGCCAUGGCCGAGAAAUGGCUGCAGAGCAGCGAUCUAUCGAUUAAUAUCCCAGAAUCUGGUGAGGAUCAGAUCCCUCCAGAGCCAUUAUCCCCACUGGCUCCGCCGCCUGGCUUUGGCGAAGGAGAAUUUGGGCCACGACCCAUUUCUCGAGCAGGUAGCGCAGAUGGCAACCUUCCACUCAGAACCCGAGGGGACGCAUCUGACGAGCGCCGAAGCCGCAGUCGAAUGUCGCAACGAAAUAGCAUAGCAUUUCUGGAACGACUUCCCAAUCCAGCAGGGUUUGAUCCUAGUCGGCGGGUUAGUCGGACGAUGACGCCGGAUGGAGCUAGGAGUCUGGUAGGAUCGAGAACCAGCAGCCCCAUUGGAAUGGCCAUUGGUGGAGAAGGUCGACGGGGGUCGAGCAACCUCAGUGUGCCACCGACCCCGAGACCCGGUACGGCCGGAGGCGGGGCGAGGACGUUUGAUGAAAUCUUACAGGACGUGCCUCAGAAGGAACCGAAGACGGACAAGAAGAAGAAGUGGUCAAAGUAAGCAUGGGAGGCGGAGUCGGAUAGGGGUGGGCGGCAUAGGAUCUGUUAAAAGUAAAAACUAAAAAGUAAUCUGUACGAGUAAUAAGCAUACGACGGGGUCACGAAGUAUGUGCCCGUCGGCACGAUGGUACGAAUAAUAUACGAGUCAC
Messenger RNA from Amorphotheca resinae ATCC 22711, 3036 nucleotides. RefSeq lists its product as hypothetical. The coding region runs from base 150 to 2888 and encodes 912 amino acids. The record is from RefSeq and is a predicted model, not a curated record. NCBI's taxonomy places the organism in Eukaryota, Fungi, Ascomycota, Leotiomycetes, Helotiales, Amorphothecaceae. The transcript is spliced from 4 exons.